GUUUAAUUUCGUUGUUAAUAAGCAUCGCACGUCUUCUGCAUCUUUAAACUUUUCACGAUUUCUUUUAAUUUGAUUCACGUUAAUUGAACGAUAACAAACUAUGCUUUUAAGAUUUCUUGCCGCUAUCAUUUGUUUGUGUUCCAUUUCUUGUGUCCAGUUCAAGGUUAUUGCUGAGAAGAAGUCGGAUGCCAGUUCUUACAUCACAUUGAAAUGUAAUGAAACUGAAAUGACUGUCGAUAAUUCUCAAGAAUAUUGUGCACUUAAAUCAACUCGUUGCGUUCUCAGCGGAUAUAAAAUUGAUAACAAAUAUGAAGCUUCUCAUCCGAAAGAAGCUUAUUACAUUUCGUGUCUCAUUUUUGAUAAGACAACAGUUCAUAUGAUUCCGACGAAAUUCUUUGGCACAUACGUCGCCGUCAAAUACAUUGACCUUAGUCAUUCAAAAAUCCAUAAAAUAGCAGAUUUAGCUUUUGAACUUCCACUUCUUACUGAAAUUGAUUUGAGCGCCAAUGAACUCAUUUCUUUGACUGCUGACAUAUUCGCAGGAGCGAAUCAUUUAGAAACAAUAAAUUUAAGCUACAACAAGAUUUCAAUUCUCGAUCCGCAAACUUUCGUCAAAUUGAGAUCUUUGAGUGAUUUGAACUUAUCUCAUAAUAAUUUGUUCAACAACAGUUUUGGACGUGAUGGAAUUGAUUGGACGGAUGGGAUGGAAAGUUUAAAAACUUUAGACUUAUCAUUCAAUCAUCUAACGUACCAGCAUGUCCUUCCAUUACAAGCAUUUUCCGGACUCUCAAACCUCAUAAAUUUAAAUUUGCGAUCGAAUCAAAUCGUCAUCGACUACGGCGCAUUUUCUUCAAAUCAAAAUUUACAAACUUUGGAUUUGUCGUACAAUAAAAUGACAUAUUUUGAUUUAGAUUAUUUGUUAUCGUUGGAAAGUCUUCGCAAUCUUUAUCUUCAUGGUAACGGAAUCUCCUACGCUGAUCAAAUCAACCUCGACGAUGUGAAAACAAUUUUCCCUGAACUUGAAUCUAUCGGACUUUCUGAAAAUUCAUUUUCCUGCGAAGUCUUAAGUGUCAUUAUAAAGAAAAUGGCGAAGGCGUCAAUUCAUCUCGUUGUAGAGGACGGAAUGUUUAAAAAAUAA
Messenger RNA from Clunio marinus, 1138 nucleotides. The record is from the annotation of a GenBank genome assembly. Lineage: Eukaryota; Metazoa; Arthropoda; Insecta; Diptera; Chironomidae.